This is a messenger RNA of Acanthaster planci (crown-of-thorns starfish), 4955 nucleotides long. RefSeq lists its product as uncharacterized. NCBI's taxonomy places the organism in Eukaryota, Metazoa, Echinodermata, Asteroidea, Valvatida, Acanthasteridae. Gene Ontology annotation, cellular component: nucleus. Gene Ontology annotation, biological process: mRNA 3'-end processing. Gene Ontology annotation, molecular function: nucleic acid binding; RNA polymerase II complex binding; zinc ion binding. The record is from RefSeq and is a predicted model, not a curated record.
UGGGCCGAGGAGUGCUGGUCAUGCGGAUGGAUGAGAUUCCCAGCCAAAAAUUUACUUUAAUUUAAAGUUUAAUUGCGAUAGGAUCGAGUACACACCACCAAGCAGCAUCGUGCAAAGGAUGUUAUGAUAGUUUGUGAGUAACGACAUAAUUAUUGGAGAAGAAUUCUUUUAUUUUUAAGGGAACUUCUGGAGGGUAAAAAAUGGCAAAUCCCAAAUUGUAUAACCAGUCGUCGCAGUUAUUUCCAGCAGCCCGGGCAAUGAAGCAGACGAGCACGACCGUGGCUUCAGGUCUGGUUCCCGGUGUCAACACUUUGAUUCCCCCCGUUCCCAAGCAGAGGGAGACCCAACAGCAUGCAGCAAACACACCCACAACACCAGUUGCUGGGGGCAUAGAGCGCAUAACCCCUGGGGUCCGUGCUAAGCCAGUUGUUGCUCCUCACAGUUUAACAGAGGCGCAGGUUUUGCAGCAGAAGGUAUUUGCUGCGCGCUUGUUGGGUGUACCGGUUGACAUUGCUGGCAAGCUUGCUGUCAGUGGCAGUACUAGUGCUACCACCACCAGCAUCCAGAGUGGGUUGGCUUCCAGCACAGCACCACCAUCAGUAGGCGCAGUGGGUGGAUCUGUGGAGCGUUCACAUGAUGUACGUACGUCGUCGUCAUUUACACUGCCGCCAUUUCCCUCCAUGCUGCAACAGCAGCAGCAGAUGCAAGGCCAAGGAAAGGUUGGUGCUGCAUUUAGCAAUGUUACCCCAGUGGGUACCGUGAGCACUUUCUCUGCAAACCAGCCGCAGCAACAAUUAACACCAGGGCAGUUACAGCAGCUUCCACAAGGCCAGCAGCAGUUUUGGCAAGGCCAACAACAUCAGCUUUCACAUGGUGGACAGCAGCAACAUUCUCAGCAGCAAGGCAUCCUACCGCCACAACAGCAGUAUGCUACAUCUGGCGUUGGUAACGGCAGACCACAGAAUUUUCCAGGUGACAGCUCUGUAGGAAAUGGGGUCCAGACUGUUGUGGGUAGCGUGAAAGGGGCUUUCGGAAAAGCCCAGCAGGGCAUGCGCACCAGGUCGUCAAUCAACACGGGGCCAGGAAUUCUCGGGGCAUACCCUGGUUCUCCUCCGAGUUUGGGUACAUUAGCAAGCAGUGCAACUCAGCCUGCUUCUCUGUUCGGUGUCCAACCCAUGCCAUCGGCUGUGGUGGUCACCAACAGUUCUUCAGCGCUCAGCGCAGCUAUGAGCGUAGCCCCGUCCCCGUCUCCAGCUGCUGCUACAAGAUUGAAUAGCCAGCUGCUCCCCAAUUACAGGGAGACACUGAAGGAGCUGAGCCCUCUUGAGAUGGAAACACUACGCAAGGCCCUGCUGUCCGGCAAGACGGACUCGCUGGGACUGACAUCAGCCCAAGCACUGGACAUUCUGCAAGCCCUGAAGAGUAUCAGCUCAGGCAGGUUGGAGCCGGUGGCUCCCGAGGGCAACAAGAAGACGUCCAGUGGAGACUGGAUUGACCCGAUCAGCACUAACUGGCCAGGAACCGCAGAUGAAGAAUGGAAAGGUCCACAACAAGGGACAAUCCACAGACAAACACCGUGGGCUAGCAGCAAUACUUGGGGUGUUACGGUCAGGUCAGGGGUCGUCGGGUGGAGACAGACUAGGACAGCCACACAUGGAAUCGUCGGUAUUUCGGGGGCUCUCGAUAGCCAACACAGUCCAAGGGUUCCAGGGGGGCAAUGCGUUUGGCGCAGUCCCUGGAGGGGCUGCACCAGGGGGCAGUCCUCUCCCGAUAGGACCAGCAUUAGCUGGGCAAGUCAUCUCCACUGCUGGUGGGAAUUUCCACAUGCUGCAAAUGCAGAGGGAGGAGAUUCUCCACGGUCAGGGAUCAUUCAAGAAGAAAUCAAGGGAUAACUUGGAGCCAGUUGCUAAGCAUAGAAGAGACAGUGAUAAUAAACGGAGGAGUCACAGUCAAGAAAGGCAUGACAGCAAGCAUGCUGGGGACCGGCGAAGGGGGACUGACCCCAAACAUGACGUGCCCGGUGACCGGGACAGAGGCAGACGUGACAACAGAGACAGGGACUGCAGCAGAGGUGAGCUGCACACCUUACGGGAGAAGGAACGAGGGCAUUCUCCGAGCUACCGGCACCACAAUGACAACAGGAAGAGGGGUCACUUCUCUCCACUCAGGAGAACGAGGAGCCAAAGCCGCGAGAAGCACGAGCGUGGACAGAGAAGCCGGUCAAGGGAGCGAAGAGACAGGAUGCACCCAUCCAGCGAUAGGAAGAGUCCACCGUCCCAGACUCGGCAGGGAGACAGCCCUGAGAGGAAGAGGAGACGAUCUGAUAUGGCCAGCGAUAAGGAUGGGUCUGUGGGAAAGAGCUCAUCAGGCUCUCAACCAAACCAAGGAAAUAAGACCCCCACUGGGGACCGACGCAAAAAGGAUGCCCAGUUGAACAAGAAGCCCACACUCAACAAACAAGAUGAGAAGCCUCCGGCAACAUCAGAGAAACCAAAACAGCAGGAAGAACCGAAACCCCGCGAGGCCCCAACUCGGCCAGGCCCUUCCCAGCCCAUACCCUUGCUUGACAUCAUCAUCCCCAGAAAAAGUGCCGUGGCCAUGGCAAGAAGACAGGCCCAACAGGCUGCCUUUGCCACAGUGUCCGCCAAUGCUGGUGUGGUGGCAAAGACCAGUGGCAGCAGUGCUGAAGGCCCUGACCCUAAGCCUCCGACGCCAAGCAGCACCGACAAAACCAAAAAGAGGAAGGAGGAGACAAAGUUGACAACAGAAGAAGCCAGCAAGGUUGCAGCAACCAUGAAGGAUACACCCCUCCUGGAGCAAAUUGGCGAAAGCAGCAUUCAGCAUCAGCUGUCCCUCCUGAGGGAAGUCAACCUAGAAGACCACGUCCAGAACAAGCAAGUGGUAGACUGGUACUGCUACAUUUGUGGCAAGUACUGUUCCGGCUGGUCGGUCUACCUGUCCCACAUAGAGGGACGCCGCCACAUAGCUACCUUCCAGCGUCUCCACGAUGACAGCCAUGUUGCCCUCAGGAAAGCGCUCAUCAGCAAGCUGGCCGAUCUGCCAGACAAAGAGCAGGGUGAUUUCAAGAAAUGGCUGGCGGUUCCCUUGCCCAGCUUUGCCAUCCCCCCACCUGUGCAACCGCUUGUCACAUCUGCAUACUUGAACCAUUUGGAUCAGGCUUUCUUCUGUGGCAAGUGUUUCCGUACCUAUGCCUGCAGCUAUGAGGAACACAUGGCAUCAAAGGACCACAAGAAAUUCCUGAAAAUUCGACCUAAGUGUACCCUGUGUGAGCUGACCUUUGUGAACUUGAAGUCCCUCCGCAGUCAUAUGAAAAAGCUGUCCCACAUUCGGAAAGCUCAAGAAAAGGGUGUGGAUCCUGGCAUAGUGUAUGGAGAUGAUGGCCUCAGUGAGCAGGACGUCGAAGUGGAUGGUAACGAAGAGAACGCCGAGAAUGACGAGACGGAGAAGCACUUAAACGAAAAGGACGAAACUGUCGGGCCAGAGUUCAUCGUCCCCAUCACAGGUUUCUUUUGUAAGCUCUGCUCUAAGUUUUACAAAAAGGAGUGUUUAGCCAAGGCGGUACACUGCAGAACACCCCACCACAAGGAGAAAGUCAAGCAACACUACACAAAGCACAGUGAGUCAGUUGUGGCUGAGGCCAAUUCAGGGAUAGCAGUCAGUGAGAAGAAGUCCUUCCCAGUAGCAAAGAGCAACCAGGAGCAAGGUGUCGGAGACAUGAAGGACGCCACACCUAGGAAGGAUGUCUCAGCUACAAAAGAAGUUCCAGUAAAGAAAAAUGCGCCUACAUUAAAAAAGACAGUUCCGAAAAAGGAUGCGAAACCCAAAAAAGAUAACCAGCCGACGAAAGAUGUCCCAUCCAAGAAAGAUGCCCCAGCCAAGAAAGACGCCCCAGCCAAGAAAAAUGCCCCACCCAAGAAAGAUGUCCCACCCAAGAAUGCCACACCUGUGAAUGUUCCAGCGAAGAAAGAUACCCCAACCCAAAAUGCUUUACCAGCAAAGGAUACUGUGAAGAAGAAAGGUUUAGCAAAGAGAGAUGCUACUCCUGUUAAGGGAACCGUGCCAAAACAGAGUGCCGCACCUAGUAAUGAUGCCACGCCUAAGAAAGCUGCCAAGUCUAGUAAGAAUGAUUUAGACAUGUCUCGUGGCCCCAGGCAGAAUGAGAGAACAGCUGCCAAAGCACCAGAACCCAGUGACAAAUUGUUGAAGGAAAGUUCAUUCACGGAGACUUCUCAGAAAAUGCAGCCAUCCAAACUUGUCCUGUCCAUUCCCAAGAUAUCUACAUCAACCAUUGCUGCUUUGAACGGGGCCAAUUCAAAUGAAGUGGAUUCAGAGGCCUCCACAUCUAAAGCCAUGCCCAAGUCAGCCACAUCUAAGCUGAGCACACCCAAGCCAGCCACACCCAAGCCAGCCACACCCAAGCCAAUCCCAUCCAAGCCAUCUGCAGGAGAAAACAAAAAUCAAGCCAGAAAACCCCGCACAACCAAAUCCAAGAACUCUGGCUCAGACUCCAUUAAGUCUGGCAGUACUACAAGUGAAAAGAAUCUUGUCAACAAUAAAGAAACAUUCCAGUCGCCAACACCCAAAGAGGAAAAGAGAGAGUCUGUCUCCCUUGAGGACAAAUACAAGGAACCUGAAAGCGAGGCUGGAACCACUCCAAACGUCAACGAAGAUGAGGAUGAUGAACAGUGGCUUGGAGAGAUACCAGACUUUGAUAAUAUGAUAUUCAUUGAUGAAGUUGGGGAAUCAGAUGAGGAAGAGCUGAUGGACAUGGAGGUUGAUGUUUCAGAUUAUGAGGAAACUUAAGUGUUCAUGAAUCACAUUCCAUAGGGUGAGAACCGGGGUUGUAGUCGUGACCCCUUAAGACCUUCACAAGGCCCACACAAGACCUCCAGUCUGAAUUCAAGUCACAAGCUAUUCAAAUGGACUGCAACAAA